AUGUCCACGUCGCCAAGCGACUUUCUUUUCCCAACAGCCAUCAACGCCCACAGGUGGACACGGGGGCAGGUCCCCCGAUACUACGAGAGACUCGCCGAGCACAGAAAGAUGAAGGACUAUCGGAGGAAGUCAGACAGCAAGAGACCUGUGUGGGAACCUGCACCAAAGGGUACGACCGUGGAUCUCGCCAACAUCGAGACUGGUCCGAGCAGCGAGGAGGAUGCUAUGAACUCACUGCUUCGACAGGGCUGCCACUGGCCUCCAAAGCACUACCGGAAGGACCAUGAGUGUCGAAUUCCAGGACUGCGACUGCAGGCGUUACGGCAGAUAAAGCGCUGGGAGAAGUCGCGUCCUGUGCUGCAGCUCAUGAUGGAGAAGCUCCCGGAUGAGCUGAAUCUGCUGAUCAUGCAACAUGUCGUGUUGGAUACGCAACAACAUAUGCACUUCAAGAAAGAUGAUACACCACUUCUUUUGACCGAGCAGGCAAACUCAUUGCUCGGAGGAUGGGAAGGAAUCGAUCCACUCAUCCCAUUGGCAGAACAAGCCAUCCUCGAAAAUUCCAUCAUCAAAUGCGACGUCGAAUUCCAACGCGCAGCCACAGGAUCCGAGAAGAUAGCAGUGCUCCCCACUCUGAUACAAAUUCUACCUCAGCCUCUCCGCCAUCUCCAACUCCAGAUCCGAUUCGAAAUCCCAGCAGGCCGUCAAAAGUACCCAUCAGCAAUCUACACCGCAACAUCCGGCAUGGCAUCGCUCUGCGCCCAACUACCAGGCCUACGAUCACUCCACCUCCUCAUGCUCAUCGACCUCAACCACGCACCAAGGGAUCCGCAUCGAGGUAGCGGUCCUCCCAUUCUGAGAUCAUGCCGCAAGGGUUUCAGCGGCGAGAGCACGUUCUUGCAGGCGAUUGCGGAUCUUGUUGAUGCGGCACGGACUGCGCGGCCGAGUGUUACGACUACUAUUGAGAUCAAGUAUGAGCAUGAAUACCAGUGGUAUUCACCGCCAGUGUGGAAACCACUGCCUGAGGUUAUGUACGUUGAGGCAGAUAUACGUCCGGCUACAGAUGUCGUUCGCGAAGCAGAGAUCAAGUGGGAAUGA
This is a messenger RNA of Fulvia fulva, 1095 nucleotides long. RefSeq lists its product as uncharacterized. The transcript has a single exon. Bases 1 to 1095 code for a protein of 364 amino acids. NCBI's taxonomy places the organism in Eukaryota, Fungi, Ascomycota, Dothideomycetes, Mycosphaerellales, Mycosphaerellaceae. The record is from RefSeq and is a predicted model, not a curated record.